UUUAAUGCAAAUAUAUGCUAUUCUCCAACAGGUCACAACUAAUCGUCUCUCCACACCAGUCAUCAAAAUGUUCACAGCGCAAGACUACAUCGAACCGACUGCUUAUAACGUACAUUGGAAGAACGUUGGGGGCAGUACAGAGAUAGACGAAUACAAAAUCAGUGUGCGGCCAGUGGAGGUGGAUUACUCAAUGGGAGAAGUGAAUGGUAGGCCAAUCGGUGAAUGGGUCGAAUACUCACCAGUUCGACCAAACUGCGCGAGUGAAGAUCAACGCAGGGAAGCUGAGGCGAUUUGCCAAUAUCGUGUGGAGAACCUGAAGCCGGACACAGCCUACGAAUUGGAGCUGUCAGGUCACAACAAUAUGGGAUUUUCCGAGGCUCAAAGAAUCAUAUUUCGCACGUCUUCUCUAUCCGGGGCCACUGGAAGGAUGCUGAACAUGCCAUCGUAUCUGCAGCACACGUCGAGUGCACCAUCGCGGAUGAAAGCACAGUCCAUGGUGCAUCAAGUGCCGUUAAUUCUAUCGCUUAUCCACGUGUGCAGCGUAAUUUAACUGGGGAAACACAAUGAAUUGCCCAAAACCAAAACUAGAUAGAUUAUUAUCAUUCUACAGCAGGGCACGUGACGUGCAACCACUUGGAGCCGCCGCAAGCAAUUGUGCUUCAUGUGUUCGCUCGAUCGCUUGCGCUCAAGCUGUGAAGUGAAACUGGCAGGAGAUAACGCUUAUUCGGAAGAAGUCCAAAUCCAGACCCGAUAUUUAAUUUCGAAAGCCUUGCAUUUAAAUACUUCAUUCUUUUAGGAUAUAAUCAUGAAAAGUCGUUCAGAAUUACACAACUAAUGAACCAUUCCCACGACUCCAGAGAUAUACCUUUUAUUUACUUACUAUUCAUCGAAGAUUUGAGUCGCAUUUUGAAUUUAUUUCUUAUAUUACUUAUUAUUCGCACUGUAUGCAUAGCGUACGUAGACCGAACUUGGAAAUUGUAAUCCAUUGC
Molecule: messenger RNA, 989 nt
Organism: Dicrocoelium dendriticum
Lineage: Eukaryota; Metazoa; Platyhelminthes; Trematoda; Plagiorchiida; Dicrocoeliidae
Source: the annotation of a GenBank genome assembly